AUGGAGGUUAAUUCCUUGAAGAUGGAGGUUAAUUCCUUGAAGAUAGAGGUUAAUUCCUUGAAGUUAGAGGUUAAUUCCUUGAAGUUAGAGGUUAAUUCCUUGAAGCUGGAGGUUAAUUCCUUGAAGAUUGAGGUUAAUUCCUUGAAGCUGGAGGUUAAUUCCAUGAAGAUUGAGGUUAAUUCCUUGAAGAUAGAUGUUAGUUCCUUGAAGAUUGAGGUUAAUUCCUUGAAGCUAGAGGUUAAUUCCUUGAAGAUAGAGGUUAAUUCCUUGCAGCUGGAGGUUAAUUCCUUGAAGAUAGAGGUUAAUUCCUUGAAGAUUGAGGUUAAUUCCUUGAAGAUUGAGGUUAAUUCCUUGAAGAUUGAGGUUAAUUCCUUGAAUAUUGAGGUUAAUUCCUUGAUGCUGGAGGUUAAUUCCUUGAAGAUAGAGGUUAAUUCCUUGAAGUUAGAGGUUAAUUCCUUGAAGAUUGAGGUUAGUUCCUUGAAGGUAGAGGUUAAUUCCUUGAAGACAGAGGUUAAUUCCUUGAAGCUGGAGGUUAAUUCCUUGAAGAUAGAGGUUAAUUCCUUGAAGCUGGAGGUUAAUUCCUUGAAGAUUGAGGUUAAUUCCUUGAAGUUGGAGGUUAAUUCCUUGAAGAUUGAGGUUAGUUCCUUGAAGAUAGAGGUUAAUUCCUUGAAGCUGGAAGUUAAUUCCUUGAAGAUUGAGGUUAAUUCCUUGUAA
Messenger RNA from Homarus americanus (American lobster), 714 nucleotides. Its product is annotated as chromosome partition protein Smc-like. The coding region runs from base 1 to 714 and encodes 237 amino acids. Lineage: Eukaryota; Metazoa; Arthropoda; Malacostraca; Decapoda; Nephropidae. The record is from RefSeq and is a predicted model, not a curated record. The transcript has a single exon.